Molecule: messenger RNA, 396 nt
Organism: Acanthoscelides obtectus
Lineage: Eukaryota; Metazoa; Arthropoda; Insecta; Coleoptera; Chrysomelidae
Source: the annotation of a GenBank genome assembly
AUGGCGAGCCGUCAGGCUCAAAGGGCGAGCCGUAAGGCUCAAAGGGCGAGCCGUAAGGCUCAAAUGGCGAGCCGUCAGGCUCAAAGGGCGAGCAAUGAAGGUUAUUUGAACAUUCUUCGGAAUUUAGAAAACAAUUACUUGGAUAAUUUACCACUUGCUGAUCAUCGAAAUGUAUUCUAUCAACAUGAUGGUGAGCCACCCCACAAAGGAUACUUAGUAAACAAUUUCUUAGAAGCUAUGUUUUACGAUCAAGGGUUUGCUAAUAAUGGACCAUUCAAGUGGUCGCCCCGUUCGCCGGAUCUAACAGUCUUGGACUACUUUAUAUGGGGGACAAUAAAAAAUAUUGUUUACCAGAACCCACUGACCACUCUAGAUGACUGUAAGCGGAGAAAAUAA